Molecule: messenger RNA, 1911 nt
Organism: Cotesia congregata
Lineage: Eukaryota; Metazoa; Arthropoda; Insecta; Hymenoptera; Braconidae
Source: the annotation of a GenBank genome assembly
AUGAUCCCAAGUAUCCGUGGAUCUAACAUCGACUUAAAAUGCGAGAAGGAUGGAAAUGAAGCUCAUUUCGAUUUCAGCUCUCUCUCGUCUAUCAAGAAUGAAAUAGUAGACAAGUGGGGGAUCGAUCGAGAAUCGAAGUAUUCCAGUGAAGAAGAAGUACUUGGUCGAUAUUGGAAGCAAUUCGGAAGAUGUUCAAUUUUCUUCAAAGGAAUCGACAACGCGUUCAAGUUUUACAGUAAAUCACUCGAGUUGUUUGAUAAAUACAGCAUGGAUAAAAUUUUACAGCAAUCAAAUAUCACUCCUGGGGAAUAUUACACUUAUCGAGAAAUAUCCGAGGUCGUUUCGAAGAGUAUCGGUGGAAAGCAUAAGGAACCGGGCAAACAACUUUUGCGUAGCAUCGGAUUUUACAUGGAUAAAAAUUUCAAGCCGAUUGAUCCAACUGAUAUUGAAAGUCCGUUUGACGGAAAUUUUUACUGUGAUCCGGCUGCCUGGCAUCCGAAAACAGUUGAACAGUUUUAUCAUUACGAUGGACUUCAAAAUGGAGUCGACUAUCACGUGGAACUCAGCUUGCGAUACAAUUCUACGCACAACAAUUGGAUGGUUUACGAUAUCAUACCGCAGCUAGACAACGGAGCUGAAAUAUCAUGUUGGGAAUCAAACGGAGAAUUAGUGUUAGAAAAUAACUCACCUUCAGAUGGAUUGUCAAAGAAAGAGUCAUUUAAGAAAGUAGAUUUGACACCACCAGAAAAAUUGCAUUCCAUGGAAGGCCUAUGGUAUAAAUUUGGACUUUGCAUUCCCGAAAUUAACCAACUAAGCUAUCGUUCAAAAUACUUAGAGGAGGCAAUUAGGUUGUUCCAAAAGUAUAACGUGGAAGAUAUUCUCCGACAAAGCAACAUUACUCCAGGAAAAAAUUAUACUUAUCGAGAAAUUUCUGACGUUGUCUCCAAGGGCAUAGACGGAAAAAAACCUAUCGUCAAAUGCUUGUUAGAUAAAAAUAACCAUCUGUUAUUAGACAGAAUAACAAUAUUUUUUGACAAAUCAUUGAAUUUAAUUAAUCCAAUGAGGCGUCAUUAUCGUGGAAAGUGUCCAAGUUACCUACCAAUUGUCUAUCAAAAUUCAACAAGCGACCCUAAUUUCUACGGCAAUCUGAAAUUUUACGAUGAUCCUCUAAAUAAAUAUCCGACACUUAGAGAAGAUGAUAAUGGCUAUUACUAUCUAACUCAACAAGUCAACCCAGCUGAGUGUUAUCCUCCACUCGCUCUAGAAACAUGUCAUGAUCCUAAGUAUUCGUGGGUCAUUGAUUCAUUUAUCUUCGCUUUCAAAAGUAACAUAAACUUUACAUGUGAGCUGGGUGGAAUUGACCCUUGUGAUCAUGAAGGACAAUUCAACUUCACAUCUUUGUCGUCUAUAAGAUAUGAAAUAUUCGGAAAGUGGGGAAUCGGUAAAAUUCCACAGAAUUUCAGUGAAGAAGAAGUGCUUUGUCGAAGCUGGAGGCAACAAGAUGUAUGUACUCUUUACUUAAAAGGAAUCGACAGCGAGUUAAAGGUUUACAAAAAAUCGAUCGAGUUGUUUGAUAAAUACAACAUGGAUAAAAUUUUACGGCGCUCUAAUAUUCUUCCUGGGAAGAAUUAUACUUAUCAAGAAUUAUCUGAUGCCGGUUCGAAGGGUAUUAAUGGCAAGCCACUGAUAUUUUCAUGCCGUCCAUCAUUAACUAACGAACCAGCCAAACAAAUUUUGUUUGGAAUCGGAUUUUUUAUGGAUAAAAAUUUCAAGCCUACUGAUCCAACUGAUUUAGAAAUUCUUUCUGAAGGAUAUUCUAUCUGUAGACGUGAUGGACAGAUUUUUUAUCAGGGCUUUAAGGAUUAUGUGGAGGAAUUACGGCAAUAUAAAUCGAUGAUUGGAGAAAUUUAG